Ambispora leptoticha is the source of this 711-nucleotide messenger RNA. The record is from the annotation of a GenBank genome assembly. NCBI's taxonomy places the organism in Eukaryota, Fungi, Glomeromycota, Glomeromycetes, Archaeosporales, Ambisporaceae.
AUGUCUAUUCAAAAUAUUAUCGAAUCCAUUAAAUCCGCUAAUACUAUAGAUUUAUUCAUUUUAAUUUUUGCUACUUGUAUCUCUACCUAUAUCUUUAACUUUUAUUACAAAUACUAUACUCGUCCCAAUCCCCUCCCUGGUCCAUUUCCCUUACCAUAUAUUGGAAACGGUCAUAACUAUAGCGAUGUAAAGAAAUUUUAUGAACAAUGUCAACCAAAAUAUGGUGAUAUUUGUGAAUUGAUGCUUGAUCGCAGAUAUAUCAUUCUUUCACGGCCAGAUCAUAUUAAAAAACUUUUUGCUCCUGCGCAAUUUUUCAUGAGACUUCCAAAUUCUCCAGGUACAGUCGAAUUGGGAAUGUGCAACCAUGGACUUUUCUUCAAUGAAAAUUAUGAAAGUUGGAAUUAUAAUAAAGAGUUCUUUGCUAAGGCAUUAUCAACUAAAUUUAUUGAUGAAUCUAUAAUACCUAUAAAUCAAAUAUACGAAGAAAUGUGUGAAACAGAUUUUUCAGCAUGGUCUCACGGAUUCACUAAUGAUGUUACUUCAAUACUUGCCACUGGGAAACGCACGUAUUCAAUUGCUUCUUACUAUAACGCAGUAAGCACUAACAAAUCCGAAUUUCCUGAUGCGUUAGUUGAAGAUGGAAACAACUUUGUCAAAGCACUCUUAAAAAGAGAAGAACUGAAAUCGAAGAAAUGCCAGAAACAAGAAUGA